This is a messenger RNA of Penaeus vannamei (Pacific white shrimp), 2464 nucleotides long. Lineage: Eukaryota; Metazoa; Arthropoda; Malacostraca; Decapoda; Penaeidae. The record is from RefSeq and is a predicted model, not a curated record.
CAGGGAAGGUAGUAGAGGCGAGCAAGGAGGAAGGGAAAUAACCCGCAGUUUGUCGGUACUCGGUGCUGGGUCGUAUGAAGGAAUAAAGGACUCCUGAGAGGAGUGACCACUUCGCCGACCACCGUUACCAAGGAGCAGCGCGCUCAUGAUGUCGGCGCGGGCGGUGUGGGCGUGGAGCCUGGUGGGCGUGGUGUUGCUGGUUGGCUCGGCGUCGGCAAAUUGGCAGCCAUGCAAGGUCCAGUGUGACGCCAACUUCGUUAAGAAUGACUUAGCACAGUCCGCCCUGGCCAGCGUGUGCGAGCGUGGGUGUGACCUCUUCACGCUCUCCCUCAUCUCGACGCUCCAACGCUCCCCUGUCAUGCACCUGAGCUCCCUCAUCACCCCUCGAAGGCUCCCCCUCACCCCCCACACGGCGCCCCACGACCUGGAGGUCAGAGUGGAGAAGAAGGAGAAGCCGGAGAAGAAAGAGAAGGUGGAGAAGAAUGGGAUCGUGGGAAGUGAAGGGGUGAAGGAGGCAGCGAUGGAGAAGAAGAAGGAGCUGACGAAAAAGAUGGUGGAGAAGAAGAAGGAGGAGAAGGCGGCCGAGAAGAAGGACGCGGUGGUGGAGCGAGAGGAGGCGGAGGAGGCCCACAAGGCCAGCGGGACCAGCAAGGUCGCCCUUGCGUCCCGCGUGCUGCACCUGCAUCUCAAGAACCGCCAGACGACCACGCAGCCCGCAGACCAUCCGGUUCAAGACCACCCCGCCCGCGCCGCCCACCAGGCCACCACGACCACCACCCUCGCCCCUCCCGAGGCCAACCCUGAUGCUACGGCAGUCUCCUCCACCAAGAAGACCCCCUCCUCCCCCUCCCUCCCCUCCUCCUCUCCAUCUCCCUCGUCGUCAUCAUUAUCCUCUUCCUCCUCCUCCUCCUCCUCUUCAUCCUCAUCCUCAUCCUCCAGCGAGACCCCGAAGGCCAAAAGCCGCAGCGGCGGAGACGGCUUCACCAUGUGGAUGAAGUGCCUCAUGCACCAGGAAGCCAAAACCGAGGUCGAACACAAGGCCAAACUCGAGGCCAAGCACGACGUCAAGAAACUGAUCGUCAAGGAACACAAACACCGCGACGGCAAAGUGGAGGAGGAGCGCCUCGAACAAGCCAAGCACUCCUGCAGGCACGCCUGCGUGACGGCCUACAACGUGAUGAACGAGCAGGAGGCCUGCGUGGUGGGCUGCCACCUGCAGGCGACCACGGCGGCGCUGAAGCCCUCCAGGACGGCCUCGCAGGACACCCCCUCCAAGAACCCCCUCGCCAUGUUCCAGAGGAUGGUCAUCAACCUGGCAGGCCACGUGGGCAGGCUCAUGCGCUUCACCUGGGCGUGGACCUCCCGAGGGCAGCAGGAGUGGCAGCAACAGGAGAAGGUCGAAGUGCAAGCAAGCAAGGAGCCUGAGAAGGACUUCACUUACUUAUCCAAGGUCUCAGGACCAGUUGUGGUCUCAGGACCAUUAGACAACGUGGACUACAGCCGCACCUCCGCCUUCCGACUCGUGUUCAUGCCGGACCAGGAGCCGCGGCGCCACCACCAGCAGAAGCCGCAGCAGCAGUUACAUCAGCAGCUGAAGCAGUCCCUGGAAGCUGUUUUGCAGUCCCGCCAGCAGAACCAGGAGGAACAGCACCAACAGCAGCAGCACCAGCUCCAGCAACAACAACAGCAACAGCAGCAGCAGCAGCUCGACCUGUUGGAGUGCAUUUCGAGGAAGUCCGGUCUGCCGCGCUGGUUCAUUGCCGUCACCAUCUUCACGUCUGCGCUCGUGAUCCUGUGGCUCUGCUUCACCCUCACCGCGCCCCCCGACGACAUCAAGGUGGUCAAGACGAAGCCUCCAGAUUUCAGCGUGGACGAAAACGACGACGGCUUCGACGACUUCGAUGACGACCUCAACAUUUCGGAGAAGAAGAAACUGCUCGCUCACGCCGAUGACGUCAUCAAAAUCCGGAUCGAAAAUGUGUAGAUGAAUGAGCAGAAACAUGUGUGAUUUCCGUAGACACGAGUGAGGAAUUAUUGGUGGACAUGGCGAGGGGGGAUAAAAAGGGACUGGCGAAUUUUAAUAAAUGGAGAGAAAGGUAAAGCAAUAAGGAUUAUUUUCUUUGGAAUAAUCGUAUCAUUGUGCGACGUAAGUACAUGGUCAAAAGAUAAACGAGAAAUAAUGAAAAAAAGUAAUAAUACAAAAUGUUAAGUAGAAAAAUAACAGAAUUGUGUCAAAGUAAAAUAGACAUGUUACAACAAAAAGAUAAUCGAGAUUUUAUUAAGGAAAAAAAAUACUUUAUCACAACCUUAUAAUCAAUUCGGGGGAAAAAUGAGCAUUAAUCUUAUCACAACAUCAAAACAACACCAAAAAAUAUAAAUUCUCAGAAAAGAAAAAAAAACAUAGAAAAUAAUCAAAAGAAAAAAAAGAUGGAAAAGUCAAAGCAAAAAUUACACGUGACCGAUC